AUGUCAGGUUCACAAAAUCGCAAAUCUUCGGAUAAAAUAUUCAAAUCUGAAUCUAUUUCAAGUUUAACAAAACCACAAUUAUUUUCAUUAUAUGAUGAAGACAUUACAAAUCCUACUGAAUCUAAUUCAUUAUAUCAAAUUAUCAAUGAUACAAAAUUAAAAAAUACACAAACGGAAUCACCAUUACAUAGCGAUAAUAGUACAUUAUUUCAAAAAUUGAUCCAUUUCAUUUUCAGUGUAUUUGUCUUGGGUGUAUCAGGUAUUGUAUAUUUAGAGAUAUCCCAAAAUUUACAUGAUAAUCAUCAAUUACAUUCAAGUUUUACUUCAAAACCUGUAAUUGUAAUUAAUAAAAUAAUUAAAUGGAUAUUUGCAGAUAAUAUUCCAACUAUAUUAAAACAUGAAUGGAUAAUAUAUUCAAUUGAAGGAAUACUCUUCGGAUCAGUAAUACCAAUCUUAGAUUUAAUUUUUUUACAAAAGAGUCAAGCACAAUUAAAGAAUGGUGAUUCAUCAUUAUUUGGAAUUUUGAGAAUUGUUAAUGCAAUGCUAGGUGUUGCAUUUGGUAUUCGUAAAUUAGAUUGGUCAUCAUCAUUACAAGCUUCAAGUGUUUGGGGUUUAUUAAACAUAAUAAUGUGGUUAUUCUUUGAUGGUACAAAAUCAUUAUUAAUGGAAUCAUUAUUAGCGAGCUUAGGUGUUACAAUAAGUUGUUUACAAGAAUUUCAAAAUAUUAAUUACCAAAAUUGGGAAAUUUCUCAAUUUUUAUAUUUUGAAGAUUUUUAUUUCUUAGGCUUUUUAAUCUUUGGUAAACUUGGUAGAUAUUUAUUUUUUUGA
This is a messenger RNA of Maudiozyma saulgeensis, 828 nucleotides long. The record is from the annotation of a GenBank genome assembly. Lineage: Eukaryota; Fungi; Ascomycota; Saccharomycetes; Saccharomycetales; Saccharomycetaceae.